AUGGCCAGAUCGACAGGCCGCGAAGCGCUGAACCACGCUAUUGCUGCUGCCGAUUUGUACAUGAAGGCUGCAAAGGAGACAACUUCGCAGGCUGACCGCGGCCGCUUCAGGAAAAGCUGUGAGAGGCUCAUCGCCCAUGCUGAGAAACUAAAAUACAGCCCGGUCGCUAUAGCUUCUGACAGCCUGAGCGGGACCGGCUCUUCCUUGGCUGGUAGUUCUCGCUGCCAGACCGACCCUGCCGACGACGUGUUCAGCCCAUCUCAGGGUAUUCAAAUCUUCACUGAGGACGUUGACCUCGAAGGCAAGUGGGAAGAAAUCAAGGAAGAGUACCAUGCCAGCAACCUUAUUAUCACGCUUGGUACCGGCCGCUUGACUCCUUCUGAGGAGGAUGCUCUCGGUCUCGUAGGCGAGCAUGAUUACGCCGUGCUCGACAUUGACAAUUCACUAUCAGCCCGUCGUCUUCUGGUCAAGAACCCUUGGUGUGACGGGCUCGUAUGGAAAGGAGUGGGUUCUUUUGGGCUGGCUGAGGCAACGGCGAGCCUGUCAUUGUCCAAGGCACAUGUCUCCGUUGAAACUCAAUCGCCGGAACACUCUCGCCCUGUGGGCUCUUUUUGGAUAUCCGUCGACGAUGUCGCCCAGAACUUCGAGUCCAUGUACCUGAACUGGAAUCCGGACAUGUUCACGCAUCGACAGGACCAUCAUUUCACAUGGCGCGUUCCGUCACAGAACAUGACAUCCUCAUUAGCCUACAAUCCGCAGUACUCUGUGAGAUCUCGAACUAAUGAGACAGUGUGGAUUCUACUGAGUAGACACUUCGCAGAUGAGGAGCUGGAAAUUGCCCGAAAGCGAUCUGCUUCACUAGCUGCCGUAUCUAGGCAGUUGGGUUUCACCAGCAUCUUCAUAUUCGAGAACCAGGGCAAUAAGGUCCAAGUCAGAGAGGGCUAUGCGUAUCAGGGGCCUUACGUUGACUCGCCGCAGACGCUGGCCAAAUUCCAGCUCCGCGCUGGUAAGCCGUACACCAUUGUCAUGGCCCACCAAGACCUGCCACUGGAAAAUUACACCUGCACUUUUACAUUAUUCUCCAGAGCCUCGUUGGAGGUGAAGCCUGCUGAAGAGGAAAUGAGCUACUACAGGGAACUGUCGAGCGCAUGGACUAGGAGGACUGCGGGGGGCAAUGCGUCUUCAAUAACGUACUCGCAAAAUCCCCAGUUCAGCAUAUUCAUUCCUCGAGCAACGCCACUGUCAAUUCUCCUCUCCUCGGCAGAUCGGGAGGUGGCUAUCCAUGUCGACCUAGUCUGGGCACACGGGAAGAGGGUCACUUCCAUCGGCGUCAAGGACGUCGUUGCUAGCUCGGGUGACUACCGAAGAGGGAACGCCCUCGUACAGGUCCCACUAGUAGAUCCGGGCACCUAUACAAUCGUCUGCUCGACCUGGGAACCAGGCCAGCUCGCUGACUUUGGGAUGCGUGUGGGAUCACACGCUGAAUGUCAGGUUCAGCCCAUCCUGAAUGAUGGAGCUGGCCUUCUGCGCAUUCGAACGCCGACCUUCGUCUUCGGUGAAGGGGAGGAGCAAAGGAGAGCGCUGGUGACAGUAUCAAGACUUACCAGAGCGCAGGUUGUCGUACGCUGUCCUAUAUUGACGGGACGCCACAGUCAGCACAUUCCAACGACUGCUGUUCGCGUAUCUCUCGUAUACGGGCGUGGUCCUCAAGAAUCGGUCCUCACGGUGUCCGGAGGUGGCGAGUUUCGGGAGCUCACCAUGGCGGUACGGACACCCGAGUUUGACAUUGAGCCAGACCGGCUCCAGCAUGAUCAACUGUGGAUUGUGAUCGAACAGCUUGGGAGUCGCCAGGGUUUCCACAACAUUGAAGUUGAGUUCCUUAGUGAGAACGUAGUCCAAGUCGGCAACUGGCAAGUCGUGGACGGCCUGAAUUGA
Messenger RNA from Colletotrichum chrysophilum, 1935 nucleotides. RefSeq lists its product as uncharacterized. The record is from RefSeq and is a predicted model, not a curated record. The transcript is spliced from 3 exons. The coding region runs from base 1 to 1935 and encodes 644 amino acids. Lineage: Eukaryota; Fungi; Ascomycota; Sordariomycetes; Glomerellales; Glomerellaceae. Gene Ontology annotation, biological process: proteolysis. Gene Ontology annotation, molecular function: calcium-dependent cysteine-type endopeptidase activity.